Messenger RNA from Juglans regia (Persian walnut), 6730 nucleotides. Its product is annotated as endoribonuclease Dicer homolog 1. Gene Ontology annotation, biological process: siRNA processing. The transcript is spliced from 21 exons. Gene Ontology annotation, cellular component: cytoplasm; nucleus. Gene Ontology annotation, molecular function: RNA binding; protein binding; ATP binding. NCBI's taxonomy places the organism in Eukaryota, Viridiplantae, Streptophyta, Magnoliopsida, Fagales, Juglandaceae. Bases 578 to 6565 code for a protein of 1995 amino acids. The record is from RefSeq and is a predicted model, not a curated record.
UUCCAACCAUUUCUGCUUUUUAAUUUGUCAUUUUUAACCCUAAAAAAAGGGCUAUUUAUUGUGGGUCUUCUCUGUGUACCGAUUGCUCUCUCGGUGGCAUCAACUAUCAAGCAGCAGCAGCGGCAGCAGCAGCGGCAGAAGCAAAUACUCUCCAGAGAAGGAAAGAAAGGAAAAAAAAACAAAUAAAAAAAAAAAAAAAAAACAUAGAUAAAAGAAAAGGCAGGCAAAGGCACGCACGCGUGAGAAGAGAGGAUCAUAAGAGCAAAAAGGAGUGAAGAAAAAAGGAGAGCAGAAUAGGAGGAGUAGAUAGACCGUGGAAUCUAAAAGAAUCACACACAAAGUCUGUGGUUUGGGGUGGUUGUUGCUGCUGCUGCUGUUGUUGUACUUGUUCGGCUGUUCCUCUUUAACCCUCGACCCCUUUCUUUUGUCGUGCUUCGUACGGUCUAUCCACCCCCUUCUCUCUGCUCUCUCUCUCCGGACCAGAGAGAUGCUUUAAUUGGCCUGCCUUUCAGCUUCCCCUGUUCUCAAACAGCAUUUCUUCUGAUAUAGGUAUAUAGAUACACACAAUCAUAGUGUAAUGGAGAAUGAGGCUAAGGUCUCUGGAAACAGUGGGGGAGAGCUGAUACGUGCGUCAUCCGCCGACGAUAUGAGGCCCUCUUACUGGCUGGAUGCCUGUGAGGACAUUACCUACGAUCUUGUCGAUUUCGACUCUUGUACUGUUCCCGAUUCUGUGGAUAACAUUUCCAAUCAGGAUGGCCUUGGUAGCGAUUUCUUCGGUGGACUUGAUCACAUACUUGAGAGUAUCAAGAAUGGUGGCGGCCUCCCUCUCCCUCCAGUUGCUGAAACUAAUUCCUCUGGCAAUGGAAAUUGCACUGCUGGUGGGGAUGGAUGUUUCCAGAACGGGCGGUCCCGGGACUCCAAGAUGCAAGCUGAGGAUCCAUUUUUGCAGUCCGAUGAAACCCAGAAGGAAACUACGGAAAAUAUAGUGCUGGUGGCGGCCGAGGGUUGCGGUAAUGGGAGUGAUGCUUGCAAGCGUUAUCAAGGCGAUAAUGGGAAUACUGUAGUGGAUGUGAAUGGGGAGCGGAGAUUGGUUCAGUACCCAAGCGAAGAUGGAGUGCCAAAGCUUGAGCGUAGGGGUACUGAGGGGUCUAGGGAGCGGGGUAUGGAUAUGGAAGAAAGGGGUAGUAAAAGGGCUAGGCUUGGUAACUACAAUAGUGAAAGGUGUCAUUUGAGCAGAGGGCAGUAUCACUCCAAGGAUAGGGAAAGGGGUUCUGGUAGGAAGAGGCCGCGAGAUUGGGAGGAGAUUGAUAGGAGGGAUAGGGAUAUUGCUAGGAGGAGAGAACAUUACGGUUGUAAGCGGAGGGAUGGGAGAGACAGAGAUUGUAGGGAUAGGGAACCGAAGGGCUAUUGGGAGAGGGAUAGGUUGGCGUCUAGUGAGAUGGUUUUUCGAUUAGGUACUUGGGAAGCUGACCGCCAUAAAGAGGCAAAGGUGGUCAAUGAAAAAAACCAGGAAUGCAAUGGAAGGGCAGAGAGGAAAUCUGAAGAACCUAAAGAAAAGAUUCCUCAAGAGAAAGCCCGACAAUAUCAAUUAGAUGUUCUUGAACAGGCAAAGAAGAAAAAUACAAUUGCUUUUCUUGAAACGGGGGCUGGAAAGACACUCAUUGCUGUGCUCCUCAUUAAAAGUGUGUCCGAUGAUUUGCAACGGGAGAAUAAGAAAAUGCUUGCUGUAUUUUUAGUUCCUAAAGUGCCACUAGUUUAUCAGCAAGCAGAAGUUAUUCGUGAACGAACUGGCUACCAAGUGGGGCAUUAUUGUGGUGAAAUGGGUCAAGACUUCUGGGAUGCGCGAAGAUGGCAGCGUGAGUUUGAAACAAAGCAGGUUUUAGUGAUGACAGCUCAAAUUCUGUUGAACAUUCUGAGGCACAGCAUAAUAAAAAUGGAAGCAAUUAAUCUUCUCAUUCUUGACGAGUGCCAUCAUGCAGUGAAGAAACAUCCAUAUUCUUUGGUGAUGUCUGAGUUCUAUCACACAACGGCAAAGGAUAAGAGACCAUCUGUAUUUGGAAUGACCGCUUCACCAGUUAAUUUAAAAGGGGUUUCCAGUCAAGUAGAUUGCGCAAUAAAGAUUCGUAAUCUUGAAAGUAAACUAGAUUCCAUAGUGUGUACCAUUAAAGAUCGUAGAGAGCUGGAGAAACAUGUGCCAACACCCUCAGAAGUUGUGGUGGAGUAUGACAAAGCUGCCAGCUUAUGGUCCCUUCAUGAGCAGAUAAAACAAAUGGAAGCUGAAGUGGAAGAAGCCGCAAAAUCAAGCUCUAGAAGAAGUAAAUGGCAAUUCAUGGGAGCUAGAGAUGCCGGGGCCAAGGAGGAGCUGCGCCAAGUCUAUGGUGUAUCUGAAAGAACAGAAAGUGAUGGGGCUGCUAAUUUGAUCCAAAAGUUGAGGGCUAUAAAUUAUGCGCUUGGUGAAUUGGGUCAGUGGUGCGCUUAUAAGGUUGCUCAAUCUUUUCUGACUGCUUUACAAAAUGAUGAGAGGGCAAACUACCAGCUUGAUGUCAAGUUUCAAGAAUCCUACCUCAACAAGGUUGUAUCUCUCUUACAGUGCCAGUUAUCUGAGGGGGCUGUUUCUGAAAAGGAUACAAAAGUUGCUCACUCGGAAAGCAAUGUGGCUCAUGAUGGGAUUGAUGCUGAUGACAUUGAGGAAGGAGAGCUUCCUGACAGUCAUGUGGUAUCUGGUGGGGAGCAUGUGGAUGUGAUAAUAGGAGCAGCUGUUGCUGAUGGAAAAGUGACACCAAAAGUGCAGUCAUUGAUUAAAAUACUUCUCAAAUAUCAGAACACAGAAGAUUUUCGUGCAAUCAUUUUUGUUGAACGAGUUGUAUCUGCUUUAGUUCUUCCUAAGGUCUUUGCAGAGCUUCCAUCUCUAAGCUUUAUUAAAUGUGCAAGCUUGAUAGGUCACAAUAAUAGUCACGAAAUGCGCACAUGCCAAAUGCAGGACACAAUUUCCAAAUUCCGGGAUGGUCGUGUGACAUUGUUAGUUGCCACAAGUGUUGCUGAGGAAGGCCUAGAUAUUCGACAAUGUAAUGUUGUUAUUCGCUUUGACCUUGCAAAAACUGUCUUGGCAUACAUUCAGUCUAGGGGCCGUGCUAGGAAGCCUGGGUCUGAUUACAUCCUGAUGGUUGAGAGGGGAAAUUUGUCACAUGAAGCAUUCUUAAGGAAUGCCAGGAAUAGUGAAGAGACCUUGCGGAAAGAGGCAAUAGAGAGAACUGACCUUAGUCAUCUAAAAGACAUUUCAAGAUUAAUUUCAGUGGAUACAUCUCCGGGAACAGUUUACCAGGUUGAGUCAACUGGUGCUGUUGUAAGCUUAAAUUCUGCAGUUGGACUCAUCCAUUUCUACUGCUCUCAACUACCCAGUGACAGGUAUUCAAUACUUCGUCCUGAGUUUAUUAUGGAGCAGCAUGAAAAGUCAGGAGGUCCUACUGAAUAUUCAUGCAAGCUCCAACUGCCCUGUAAUGCACCAUUUGAGAAACUUGAGGGUCCUGUCUGCAGUUCAAUACGUCUUGCACAGCAGGCUGUUUGUUUGGCUGCUUGCAAGAAGCUGCAUGAGAUGGGAGCAUUUACUGACAUGCUCUUACCAGACAAGGGAAGUGGGGAAGAAAGAGAAAAAGUUGAUCAGAAUGAUGAAGGAGAUCCACUCCCUGGGACUGCUAGGCAUAGAGAGUUCUAUCCUGAAGGAGUGGCUGAUAUUCUUAAGGGACAAUGGAUUUUAUCUGGAAGGGAUGUUUGUGACUACUCAACGUUGCUUCAUCUUUAUGUUUAUUCUGUUAAAUGUGUAAAUAUUGGCUCUUCGAAAGAUCCGUUCUUGACUCAAGUUUUAGAUUUUGCCGUACUUUUCGGCAAUGAGCUGGAUGCAGAGGUGUUAUCGAUGUCGAUGGAUCUGUUUAUCGCUCGAACCAUGAGUACAAAAGCAUCUCUUACCUUCAGGGGGUCAAUAGAUAUCACUGAAAGUCAGUUGGCAUCCCUCAAGAGUUUUCAUGUAAGAUUGAUGAGCAUUGUACUGGAUGUGGAUGUUGAACCUUCCACUACUCCUUGGGAUCCUGCCAAGGCAUAUUUGUUUGUCCCCGUGGUUGGCGAUAAGAAUGUAGAUCCUAUGAGAGAAAUUGACUGGGAUCUGAUUGAAAAAAUUAUUAAUACAGAUGCAUGGAAUAAUCCCCUUCAGAGAGCUCGACCAGAUGUUUAUCUUGGCACAAAUGAGAGAACACUUGGUGGUGACAGAAGGGAGUAUGGGUUUGGGAAAUUGCGUAAUGGGAUGGCUUUUGGACAGAAAUCCCAUCCCACCUAUGGAAUCAGAGGAGCUGUGGCAAAGUUUGAUGUUGUGAAAGCUUCUGGAUUGGUUCCUGGUCGGGAUGCCAGGGAUUUGCAAACGCAUAUGGAUUUGACCAGAGGCAAAUUGAUGAUGGCUGAUGCUUGUAUGAGUGCAGAAGAUUUGGUAGGGAGAAUUGUUACAGCCGUUCACUCGGGAAAGAGGUUUUAUGUGGACUCAAUACACUAUGAUAUGACUGCAGAGAAUUCUUUCCCAAGGAAAGAAGGCUAUCUUGGUCCUCUGGAGUACAGCUCAUAUGCUGAUUACUACAAGCAGAAGUAUGGAGUUGAGUUAAUCUAUAAGCAACAACCCUUAAUAAGAGGGCGUGGUGUCUCAUAUUGCAAGAAUCUAUUGUCUCCUCGGUUUGAGCACAAGGAAGCACAUGAAGGUGAAGCUGAAGAGAAUCUUGACAAAACAUACUAUGUGUUCCUCCCUCCUGAGCUGUGCUUGGUACACCCACUUCCUGGAUCACUUGUUCGUGGCGCCCAGAGAUUGCCCUCUAUAAUGAGGAGGGUUGAAAGCAUGCUGCUUGCAAUACAACUUAAAGAUAUUAUAAACUAUCCCGUCCCCGUUUCAAAGAUCUUGGAAGCCUUGACUGCUGCUUCAUGCCAGGAGACCUUUUGUUAUGAAAGAGCAGAGCUUCUGGGAGAUGCUUACCUAAAGUGGGUUGUUAGUCGAUUUCUUUUUCUUAAAUACCCCCAGAAACAUGAGGGUCAGCUUACGAGGAUGAGGCAGCAAAUGGUGAGUAACAUGGUUUUAUAUCAGUAUGCAUUGAGUAAAGGACUUCAGUCAUAUAUCCAAGCAGAUCGCUUUGCUCCAUCUCGAUGGGCUGCUCCUGGGGUUUUGCCUGUCUUUGAUGAGGAUGCCAAGGAUGGAGAAACAUCCUUAUUUGAUCAGGACAGAUCGCUUGCUGAAACUCAACAUGGGAUGGGUCGAUGUAUUGAUGCAUACGAGGAUGACGAAAUGGAAGAUGGUGAGCUUGAGAGUGACUCUAGUUCAUAUAGAGUCCUCUCCAGCAAGACUCUUGCAGAUGUUGUUGAAGCACUUAUUGGAGUUUAUUAUGUUGAAGGUGGGAAGAAUGCUGCUAAUCACCUAAUGAAAUGGAUUGGCAUUCAGGUAGAGUUCGAUGCUGAUGAGAUAGACUGCAUGCCAAGGCCAUCAAAUGUUCCCGAAAGUAUACUCAGAAGUGUUAACUUUGAGGCCUUAGAAGGUGCUCUGAACAUUAAUUUCAAAGACAGGGGCCUGUUGGUGGAAGCUAUUACUCAUGCUUCCCGACCAUCUUCUGGAGUAUCCUGCUAUCAGCGUCUGGAAUUUGUUGGUGAUGCUGUCUUGGAUCAUCUGAUAACAAGGCAUUUGUUUUUCACAUACACAGAUCUGCCCCCAGGGCGUUUGACUGACUUGCGAGCUGCGGCUGUAAACAAUGAAAAUUUUGCACGUGUUGCAGUUAAACAUAAUCUCCAUGUGCACCUUCGACAUGGGUCAAGUGCGCUCGAAAAGCAGAUUCGAGACUUUGUAAAAGAAGCUCAAGAUGAGUUAUUGAAACCAGGAUUCAACUCUUUUGGUUUGGGUGACUGUAAAGCUCCAAAAGUUCUUGGUGACAUUGUAGAAUCCAUUGCUGGUGCCAUUUUUCUUGACGGGGAGCGUGAUACUGCAGUUGUUUGGAAGGUGUUUCAACCCCUCUUGCAUCCAAUGGUAACCCCAGAGACACUCCCAAUGCAUCCUGUGCGCGAGCUUCAAGAAAGGUGCCAACAACAGGCUGAGGGCUUGGAAUACAAAGCAAGUCGAAGUGGCAAUUUGGCUACUGUUGAAGUCUUUAUUGAUGGAGUGCAGGUAGGAAUUGCUCAGAAUCCACAAAAGAAGAUGGCACAGAAACUAGCUGCCAGAAACGCACUCGCUGCUUUGAAAGAGAAGGAAACUGCUGAAGCCAAGGAGAAAUCUGAUGAAAAUGGGAAGAAAAAGAAGAAUGGGAACCAAACAUUUACGAGACAAACAUUGAACGAUAUCUGCUUGCGAAGAAACUGGCCGAUGCCAUUCUAUCGGUGUGUGAACGAGGGUGGCCCUGCACAUGCAAAGCGGUUCACAUUUUCUGUACGUGUAAAUACCACUGAUAGAGGAUGGACAGAUGAAUGUGUAGGAGAGCCUAUGCCGAGCGUCAAAAAGGCCAGGGAUUCUGCUGCCGUUCUUCUCUUGGAACUCAUAAAUAAGUUAUACUCCUGAUGGAAAUGAUCAGUAUUUGAUGUUUUCAACCCUAUUUUUGCAGUUGAAACAUCAUGCCAGACCUUUGAUUUUUGACCGAGGGCUUGGUUCUACUUCACGUGACAUUGUCUGUCUCUUUGUUGAAUUGAUACAUUCAAAAAUUUUAUGAACGUUAAUUGUAAACUA